Molecule: messenger RNA, 2736 nt
Organism: Oldenlandia corymbosa var. corymbosa
Lineage: Eukaryota; Viridiplantae; Streptophyta; Magnoliopsida; Gentianales; Rubiaceae
Source: the annotation of a GenBank genome assembly
CGAAAACAUAAAAAUGGCUGCGAAAAGACAAAACCCUGCGCCUGCCGCUUAAACCCUGGCGCCGAGGAAUAUGGUCCAUUUUCAAUCAGCUGCUUCUGUCCACGAAAGAGAUUAUUACCACUUCCAAACCGCGCAAUCCUUCUUCUGAUUACAUCUUCUCUCCAGAGCUUUGGAUUCAUACUACCAGCUACAUAUGGUCCAUCUUAUAUGGACUAGAGUCGUGAAGGAUUUGCAUUCUGCUGCUUGCUGUUUUCACAAAUUGUUAUGCCACAGUUGCAGUAACGGCAAUAUUUACAUUAUUACUUCCGGAUUUUCAAUACGUAGAAGAUAUUAUAGCCAUACUCGGGGAGAUUCUAGUGUAUCAUAUUCUUUUCUUGAAGCUCCUUGUCUCCAGCACCGCUUCAAAAAUUGGCAACAUUUAAGGAAGCAUAAGUUGACAGCCAGUACUUUCAGUAGUGCUAUUGGUUUUUGGCCUCAAAGAAGAGUCCAACUCUGGUUGGAGAAGAUUGGGGCCAUCGAACCAUUUUCUGGUAACUUGGCUACUGGUUGGGAUAAUAUCAAGGAAGAGGAAGCUCUUGAAAGAUAUAAAAUAAUAACCGGAAAUUGUGUAUCCUUCCCUGAUUUUCAGGUUUACAAAAAUGUCAGACCAGAAGAUGAUUGGCUUGCUGCUUCCCCAGAUGGAUUGGUUGACAGUUACUUAUACGGUUUGCCUUCUAGAGGAGUGUUAGAGAUCAAAUGCCCUUUCUUUAAUGGCAAUAUGGCGAAUGCUUACCCAUGGAGACGAAUACCUCUUUACUAUAUCCCACAGGCUCAAGGUUUAAUGGAAAUACUUGACCGGGAUUGGAUGGACAUGUAUGUAUGGACUGAGAAUGGCAGUAGUCUCUUUCGGUUGUACCGAGAUACAGAAUACUGGGAUCUUCUAAAGAUUGCUUUAUCUGAUUUUUGGUGGAAACAUGUCCAUCCAGCUCGGGAGGCCUACCUAAACUCAAACAUCUCAGAUCCUUUUUUGCAGUUAGAAUCCUUCAUUCCGGCACCAAGACACGAUUUACAUCGUUAUCUAGUUUGUGAAAGUAAACUGAUUGUCAACAGCUCCAAGUUACUAAUGCGUGAAAUUCGUGGAGUAUUGGAAGGUUAAUUUAUCUUUUUCAUAAACUUCAUUGAAUUUACAAACAAUGGGGUUAAAGGCUGCUUGCAGAAUUUUGAAGAUGACAUAUAGAUUAAUGUGGAUUGGAAACAACACAAAUCACCUGCGGGAACCAUCCCUUCUGAGCUGAUAAAGCAGCCACGGAAACAGGAGAAACCGAAAAUGAAAAUCAUUCAGCUUAUACUUCCAACAUUGGGAUCUCCCAUUGUGAAGCUGUAUUUAGUGGCAAACAGCGCGGCCACAUUUUAUUAGGUCGGCAUUUUGUACAUCCCUUGGUGUAACCUUCAGAAAUUGUUGAAUCUCUGUGUCGUAUUGCAAGUCCAGCGUUGUUUCAGGUUCUGCGGAGGAGACUUUCGGGUGCUUGACCUUCUUUGUCAAGGGUGUGGUUCUCAUUCUCUUGGCACAGCUCAGUUAUCGAUUUUCUUUCAGAGUUAGCCCCUCCCGUUAUUUGUCUUAGAAAGUUUCUGAUAGCACCUGUAUGACGGUCUCUGGCUUUUGAGUAACAAGGUGACGGUUCUAUUCUCUCGUAUAUGAUUGUCUUUUUUUUUUUUUUUGGAUUGAUGGUUCCCAGAUUCUCUGAAGAUAUGAUUUCAGUGUCCAAAAUUGGUAUGUGUGGUUUGUAGUUAUUAAUUUUUCUUUUUUCAGUCUCUUGGAUUUGGUUGCAACUAUCUGCGUAUGCAGGAUUGUUUAUUUAAGCCUUAGCUUUUCUAUGCCAGCACAUGGUUUGUUUAUCAACAAAAGGUUUUACAUGCGCAUGUUGUUUGCAGUAUAUUACAUGGAUUUGUACUGCCUCAUUUGUUCAUUUUCCCCUUCUUAUUAGGUUAUUCUUCAUCUCAAUUUCUUUUCUUUCUUUUUUUUUUCCUCUAUAUUAUCUUUUCUGCAUUGAGGAUUGAAGAAUGCAUGCUCCACGCUGUUCAAAUUACAUUAGAGCUUAGGACCUCCAAUGAUAUUGUUUGACUUUUUGCUGUAGUGGCUUUGAAAGGUCCUGGUCUUGUGCUCUGCUGUUCUUAUUGCUUUCUAUGAAACUACAGAUUUAGCUUAGUGUGAAAUUUGUUUAGAGAAAAAAGAAGAGAUGAAAUGGUUUUUGGUCAAACAAUAGUCAAUUCGGUGUGGACAUGUUUCUCCAGGUAUUUCUCAUUCCCCGUUAAUUGACAAACUUCCUUCCUGUACCUAGGAGGAGAAAGAAGUGAUGUAUGGAAUGUGUUUAAGAUGAACCAUUGUGGCGUCAUCGACACGAAGGGUUGUUGUUUGGUCUGAUUGUAUUGAAUCCAACAUUGAUUUGGAGCUGGAAAAGUAUAGCGAGGAUGCUCCUUCAACUCAAUUUUGCAGAAGCAUCCUGGAAAGAAGGCUGCUGUCUCUAAAGAGCCACGAGAGAAGGAAAAGAAAAAAGGUUACUGAGGAAAUCCCAGUUGACGCUAUUGAAUUUCCACUUGUUACAAAAUAGUCCCUGCUGAGACAUAUUGUUCUAAAAAGUUCAUGGAAGAAAUACCGAAACCGUAAUUAAAACGAUAAAAGAAUGCAAUUGUAAUUCACACAACGCUUGAGCAUUCAGCUCGUAUAAAAUGAGAAUGCUAAACUUUACUAAAAGGAAU